AAAUGUCUGGCAUCGCUUGGUGGCCCAGGGCCUUGUUCGCCUGCUUCUCGUCUUCUCCGUCUCGUUUCAGUUCGAGACUCUUUCAUUUUCAAGAUGUCUAAGCGAGGACGUGGUGGAACCGCGGGUGGAAAAUUCCGCAUCUCUCUGGGUCUCCCGGUGGGUGCCGUCAUGAACUGUGCUGACAAUACAGGCGCAAAGAACCUGUACGUUAUUGCCGUUUAUGGCGUUAAGGGUCGUCUUAACCGCUUGCCUGCUGCUGGUGUUGGAGACAUGUUUGUUGCCACUGUGAAGAAGGGUAAACCUGAGCUCAGGAAGAAAGUAAUGCAAGCAGUGGUUGUUCGGCAAAGGAAGCCUUUUAGGAGGAAGGAUGGAGUGUUUAUAUACUUUGAAGACAAUGCAGGGGUGAUAGUCAACAACAAAGGCGAAAUGAAGGGGUCAGCUAUCACCGGACCUGUUGCAAAGGAGUGUGCUGACCUGUGGCCUAGGAUUGCAUCCAACUCCAGCAGCAUUGCUUGAACACUUCGUAUUAUGCUCUGUAUUCCCUUUGAACAUCUGGCCUAUUGAGCAUAAAUACAGUUCAUCCUCAAAAAAGUUUUGGAGUUUUACACUAGCAAGAAGUAGUAUAGUACUAGGACUCUAGUUUGUAUUCUGAUUUCAAACCUGAAAGCUGCCUCGCAUCCUAAUUUAUGGCUGCUGUAUUUUUAACUUAAGAACCUAAGAUUGUUUUAAUUCAUUACCUUAGAUUAAUAAUUUGCAUGUUCCUAGCUAGAAUGGUUAAAUCUUCUGAAUUGGCACACUAAAUUCAAUUGGUUAAAUUCUGCUAGAGAAAUUAGUUGCCAAUUUGACAUAACUAGAAUCAAGAUUAUUCCUUCUUAUUCCACAAGAUAAUUUAUAUCAAGUUUAUUCAUGCAUUGUUUCUGUUAAUCUUGGAACUGAUGUCGAUCAAACAAAUAUUAGAAAACAUUAGCUGAUUAUUUUUUCAAACACUUGAAUUUGGAAUAUGACUUAACUGGGAAAUUAGGAACGUAAAUAUGUCCAACUGGGAACUUUUGUGUACCGGCAGUAUCGGAGCUCACUGCACUACGUUGCUCAUGCCGUGUGAUAAGGAACUUGAACGGGGAAAAGGUUUGUUAUAGUAACCCUACGUUAUCGACUGGUGAAUGGUGUAGGGGCUUUUUUUAAGUUUUUAGGCAUCAAUAGAUGUAAAAGAAAAAUCAAAGUAAUCUUGUCUCGCAACUAAUAUAAAAGGCGUGCGAUCGACGAACGUUAUUCACUCUAGGUUUUCUUCUUGGUCUUAUUGAAACUUAUUAAAAAUGUGCAAGUUUUUCGCUGUACCAUUGCUUUUUAUAGGCUCUGUUUUGUUGUGUCCCUUACCGUCGGAAUGCAAUCCCACGCGUAAUUUGAAUAAUUCUUCUCAUCCCAAGACACAUAAGGCUCUAACAAGGAUUGAAAGUUCGAUAGAAAGAAUUGCAGAAUUGGGACCGUUGUUGUCUGGAUGCCCAUUUACCCUCAAGCUCAAUCAAAUGGACAAUCGAAUUCCGUCGACGUUUUAUGAAAUCGAAUGCCUUCACUGCAACAAGUGCGUUAAUCAUGGCUCCAGCUCCAAGUGCACACAACUGGUGACUGAAAUGGAAGCCCUUUUUCAACGACCGGACAACUCUACUUGGAUUGAUACAUUAAUUGUAAAAGCCGGAUGUCAUUGCAUGCCUGUUUCAAUUCAAACAAGACACAGCUCAAACACUAGAGUUUGAAAGUUGCUUUUUUUUGUGAAGUAAGAGAGUGUGAGAGUGUGAUUAAUUCAAUAGUAAGCUUUUAUUUUUAUCCGUCCGUAUGGUUUUCUUCUAGUGAAUGUACAAAUCCAUUUUUUAAACGCGUUGUGUUUCCUCAGUUAGCGGACAAAUGUUAUUUGUAUAAUAUAUUAAUACAACGAGAAUAAAAACUGA
Molecule: messenger RNA, 1943 nt
Organism: Daphnia pulex (common water flea)
Lineage: Eukaryota; Metazoa; Arthropoda; Branchiopoda; Diplostraca; Daphniidae
Gene: RpL23
Product: 60S ribosomal protein L23
Exons: 6
Coding region: 94-516 (140 amino acids)
Biological process (GO): translation
Cellular component (GO): ribosome; cytosolic large ribosomal subunit; extracellular region
Molecular function (GO): large ribosomal subunit rRNA binding; cytokine activity; structural constituent of ribosome
Source: RefSeq, a predicted model, not a curated record